Molecule: messenger RNA, 336 nt
Organism: Rangifer tarandus platyrhynchus (Svalbard reindeer)
Lineage: Eukaryota; Metazoa; Chordata; Mammalia; Artiodactyla; Cervidae
Source: the annotation of a GenBank genome assembly
AUGGGCCAAAGAACUAAACACAGUUCUCCAAAGAAGACAUACAGAUCGCUCAGUUCAGUUCAGUCCAGUUCAAUUCAGUCACUCAGUCGUGUCCGACUCUGCGACCCCAUGAAUCACAGCAUGCCAGGCCUUCCUGUCCAUCACCAACUCCUGGAGUUUACUCAAAGACAUGAAAAGAUGCCCAACACCACUCAAUAUCAGAGAAAUGCAAAUCAAAACCACAAGGAGGGACAAUCUCAUGCUGGUCACAAUGGUUACUAUCAAAAAGUCUACAAAUACUGGAGAGGAUGUGGAGAAAAGGGAACUCUCUUACACUGUUGUGGGAAUGCAACCUAG